AUGGCCUUUCACUCCUCACCAAAAGAUUCAAAACUUGCGGCUGCUCAAUACAAUCAUCCACCGGAAUAUCCAGUGAGGGAGGUCUGUGGCGGCAUCGAUGGAGCUUAUGAAGGAAGUGAUAUUCUUGGCCGGAUAAUCGCCGGUGUUGUAGGUUAUAAAGGGAACCCGUCAUGCUAUGAUACAAAUCAAUACAUUCAUCCUAGUGAAACAUCUGUGGGUUGGAGAUGGCCACUAAAAGUGACAAUUUUGGUAUUUAGACUUGCAGUGAAAUGGUGUUAUCCAUCGGCUGUGGUAGAAAAGACACUAUGUUCCCCCCAGCACCUUAUAGUUUCGAGAAUCAUGCUGAGUAUUGCAAAAGCUUGUAUGGCGUUCGGCCUUGGCCCCAUUGGGUCACAACGUAUUAUGGAGGUCAUGUAUGUCUUUAUCAUUUAUCUCCUCAAAAAUUUUGAAGAAUUUAUUUAA
Ilex paraguariensis (yerba mate) is the source of this 462-nucleotide messenger RNA. The record is from the annotation of a GenBank genome assembly. NCBI's taxonomy places the organism in Eukaryota, Viridiplantae, Streptophyta, Magnoliopsida, Aquifoliales, Aquifoliaceae.